Cinara cedri is the source of this 6169-nucleotide messenger RNA. The record is from the annotation of a GenBank genome assembly. Lineage: Eukaryota; Metazoa; Arthropoda; Insecta; Hemiptera; Aphididae.
CAAUUAUUUCAUAAAACAUUUAGUCGUGUGAACCGGGUUUUACUGUUGUAGUAUCGUUUUUAAUUAAAUACGGUAAUUACUAAAUUCAUCCAUUUUUCCCCAACCAUAGACAUGGGAACACUGGAUUACGCAUUGGAAUCUGAGAUCAUAUAAAAUAUUAAAUAAUUAAUAGUACAUGAUCUAAGUAUCUAAGAGUAGAAUAGACCCCUUGAAACCAUUUAUACGGAUGUACUGAUAUCAAAUACUAUAAAUUGAGUUUAUUUUAUUUGUUGACAUCGACUCAAAACAUCGUUGAAUCCCACGACUUGAAAACGUUCAAAUUCUUGUUUCAGUUUUGUCUGGUGAGUGUACCAUUCCGUUUAAGUUCCUUUGUAGCCUAUGAUCUCUCACAUGCUCUUAUUAUUUUACAUAACCUAUCGGCAAUGACAAAAUAAAUUUAUUUUGUCAUAUCGUCAACGUUCUCUACAGUUACGUCGAUUAUUCCUGUAGUUGUCGAUAUAUUGUUGUUUGUUAUUGACUCUUCAAAGUCAAAACUUUAUAUUAAGAAUUUCGCCACAUUAUUUCCUUAGUUCUGACGUAGUCAACGAGUUUUCAAACUCUGCGGUACUUUAAUAUGUACUAAUUUGGCAUACUCGAAAGACGACAAUAUUAGCUGCUUCGUUUAAUAUAAGUAGGUCUUUACUCCUGGCCAUGAGAGAAUGCAAUUGAACGACUAAAAUUCGUCCGUUUUCGUGCAUUCGCAGUGGUUUCUCUAACUGCCUACCGGUUACCGCGUGAUGGAAGAAUUUUACUGCAAGACAGAGUUCGUUUAUUAGGAUGCUCGAGUGAUUCUUUCAUGGGCCGGAUUAUAGUCAUUUUUUAAUUUUUCAUGCAAUUGAUAAAUCGUAUAUAUAGUAGAUAUAGUGGGUAAUUGUACAAAAUCUCCAUAAAACAAACAUUUUCCCGAUCAAACUAUCAAACUUGGUCCAUUCAUUGAAAGCGAGUGGACAAAAUUUUACCGUUUGUUGGUUACACUGUAAAUAUUUAAUUAUCAACAUUUUUAGUUUUUACUGAUUACAGAUAAAAUAGAAAUUAAUUUCAAUAUACAAUACAGGAAUAUAAACAAUGAAAGCAUUCAGAUUCAGAAGUUUAUAAUCAUAUUUGUUUAUUCAUAUUUCAAAGUUUAUUAGUGAUAAAAUUUUUAAUAAAUAAUUUACGAUGACGAUGAUAAUUAUAAUAAAUUAAAAUUCAUGAUAUUUAAAUAAAUACAAAAAAAACAAGUAAUGUAUAAUAUGUAUUAAAGGUGCAUGCGAGUGAACCAUUUUUGCAAAGUAAUUUUUUUUUUUACUGUACAAAUAAUAAUAUUAUUUAAUGUUUUGUGAAUCAUUGGUGUUUCUAUUAAUAUAUUGAUUGGUUUAAUAACAGACGUGUUAAGGCUCCCGUAAACAAUCAAAUUUGUUUGAUAAUCAUGUUUGUCAAAAUUGGUGUUUUUAUCAAACAAUAGCGCAAACUAUCAAACUAAAGAUUAAGCAAAUUUGUCAAACGCUCUCGUAGUUUCGGGUUUCUCCUUACCGCGAAGUCUUGUUAUUUAAUAUUUAUUUAUAUAAUCACACUGGUGUUCUCCAUGGUGUCAAGACGAUAACUGGGAUCUUAUUUGACAUAGACUGUUACAUACUAUCAAACAGGUUUGUCAAACACGUCGUCAAUCAAAAUUUCCAUCAAACACUUCAAAUAUUUAUAUUGUUUGACAAACACAUCAAACAAGAUUGCAAACUAUCAACAAAUUUGACAAAUAAUUUGAUUGUCUACAGGGCACUUUACUCAUUUGUGAAGUUUUAAUAAACAUUCAAAUAUGUAGAUUUUGAGUUUGAAUUAGUGUUUUAAAUCAUUCUGCUAUUUCUGCUAUAACCUUUUUCUUUUUCUAGUUUUUCUUUUAGUUUCUAUUUUGUAGGUAUUAUAUAUCGAUAUAUUGUAUGACCUAACAGAAAUUCUUAAAUAUUUAACAUAAGGUUCAUAGUGAACUUUUAACUACCGAGUAGUAUAUUGAUGAGUGGUACUAGUAGCUAAAAAUAAAAACUUUCUCAUGUAGUAGUUUUUUUUUAUAUAAGUGUGUUAAGAUUAAUAACUUACAUAUUAUGGGAACUCACAUCUUCUAUAACCUAACUACUCUCAGAAAAACGUUUUUGGUAGCAAUGGUUUAUCAUUGCUUACACAUAUAAAUUAAUUAAUUGUGUAUCCUACCUUGCAAACUUUUUAAUUUUAAGUUAUUCUUGGGUGUUAUAUUUUGAUUUUAUUUUUUCAGAAAUAUGAAUCAUUUUACGAAAUGUUGUGUUAAGACCUGCAUUAAUAAAGCAUCAAGUACUGAUGACGUUGUACGAUUCCAUAGGUAUGUAAAUUAUUGCCCAUUACCUAUUUAAUAUAUAAAAUAUUUACCAAAAAAAAAAAUUAAUUGAAUAUUCUUUUAAUAUAAUACUGUAUAUUAGGGGAGAAUUUAUAUCCUUACUCUCUUGUAGAACAAGGUACCAAUAUAUUAUUAUUAAAAAUAAUAGCACGUUUUAGAUUCUAAGCGGAGCAAGGAAUUUUAGUUUUUCAAUGAUGUUUAUUUAUUAAUUUUUUUCUGAAAGAUAAUCUGACUGGGGAGGUACUUAAGUGAGAUCAUUUUUUGAUUUUCCCCAAGAAAUUUUACCAAUAAAUGGAAAAAACAUGGGAACAACAGGAAAAUAGGUUCAAUAUUAAACAAGUAUUAUUUAAGAAUAUCUAUAAUGCCUGUAUAAUUUUUUUUUUCGAAUAUCACGUGUAAUAUACAUUUUUAUUUUAAGGUUACCAGUCAAUAACCGUCAGUUACUUCAGGCUUGGAUAAAAGCUAUUGAUUUUGAUGAAACUUUGGUUCCAGCUUAUUACUCUGCAGUAUGUAGCGUACAUUUUAGAAAUGAUGAUUAUGUUAUUGAAAAUGGAAUUGCUGAGCUUAGUCCAACUGCAGUUCCAUCAAAUUUUAUUAGAGAAUCAGUAUUUAUUAAAGAAGAAUUAUACGAAUCUGCAAAUGCUGCCGAUAGAAAUAAUGAAAUGGAUAAUAGCAACCUAAUAAUUACUGGUUAUCAAUCUAUGAUAGGAGAAGAAGAACAACAUAAUCUUUCAGGUUCUCCUGUAAUUAUGUCUGUUUGUGGAUCAUUCCAAGAAACAUUCCCUAAUUUGGAAUUAAAUAUUGACAACUUAAAUUGCAAUCAAGAACCACUAUACAAUGAUGGAUUGAAUAAUGAAUACCAAUAUAAAUCUUCUUAUGGUCAAUUAUUUACUAAAACCAAUGGUAAUAACAAUGCUCCCAUCAGCAGUUGUAUAAUACCAAUAGAUGCAGUUAAUAGAUUAAUAUCUAGUAGUAGUCAACAUACAUUUAAUUCAAAACAGCUUGAUAUUUCAAAUGAAAAUGAAAUUUACCCAGGUUCUUUGUGGAUUCUAAAUAAUCCACGGCAAGCAAAGUAUAAAGAGCACUUGCCUGCUAAAUUUCAUAAAAAAUUAGAAUAUCUAGCUCAAGAAAAUAGAAGGUUGUUUGCAAAGUGUAAGACUUUGAUGACUUCGAAACGAAUAUUAUUAGAUACCGAAACAAAGUACCUACAACUGAAAAAUAAAGUUCUUGAGACAGAAGAGAUAUUAUUGGAAAAAGGCUUAAACACGUCAGAAUUAUCAGUCUUUCGGUUAGCUAAGGACACCAUUGAAAUACCUAAAGAUGUUGAACAUCAAGUAUUAUUAGAAUGCAAAUUGGCUGAAGUAAAUAAUCAAUUGUAUAAUAAUUCUGCAUCACAGUCUACCAGAUUAUUUACAGAAAUAGAACCACCAACUGACAAUGGAAAUUCCAUGUCAGAAAUUCAUAAUUUGGUAACUAAGUAGGUAUUUAUUAUAAAUAAUUGUACUAAGUAAUCUAUGUACUAGAUAAUAUGUUGCAAAUUUUAAAUGAACAAUUUUUUAAAUUUGAAUUUAUGUACUGUAUAAGACUGAGUUUUAUUAUGAACCAACAACAAUAAUAUUUAAUAAAAAUAAUAGGAGUCAUUUUGUUAAAACUAGGUUUACGCUGCCUAAUGGAUAUUUUAUAAAUCAUUAGUUUUUAGGCCAAAUAAAUACAUAUUAAAAAUACAUUUAAUACAAAUAUAUAUUUUUUUAAUUAUUUAGAUACAUUAAUUUUUUUAAUAAUUUCAAAAACAAACAAAUGUAGGGUAAUAAUGCUUUCAUUUUUUGCGAUUUUUUUUAAUUUUGUUUUUCUACCGGGUUUUGCUUUAAAUUUCAACAAAAGUAUAUCUUCUAAAACAAAAUUUGAACUAAAUGGUGCAUUGUAAAGAGGUUAUUUUUAGGUUUUGAAAAUAAUUGAAAAGAUUUGAAAUUUUUACUUAUUUUUUACAUGUAUUUUCUAGACGAAUUGAAAUUGUCAAAACAUUCUGGCAUUUAUUGUGUUAUUUAUGGGUUUUUGUAAUUUUUGCACUUUUUAGUUUUUCUUUGGUUGUAUAUAGAUUAAAUUGUUUUGGGCUAGCAGAAAUGUUUUGAAAAUUUUACUCAAUGUUCAUCAUAAGUUAGACCUAGUGUGCAUAAAAGUUGAGCUUUAUGUAUUAGUUUUGUAUAAGCAAUUUUCAAGUUCAAAUUUUAACAAAAAUUUCAAUAAUCGUGGUAUUUAAAAAAAUAGAACAGUAUUUUCACUUAUAGUAAGUAGAAAUAGUUAGUACUUAUUUUGUUAGCAAUAAUUUUUAGUUUUGUAGAAGAAUUUAAAUUAAAUAAAGUAGUUAUUUUUACUUAGAAUUAUUCAGAAGGUAGGUUAUUGUGAAUAUUUGGACCAGUUUAUAGAAAAGAAGAUUGAGUAAUUUGUUUAAAAACAUUAGGGGUGAUAAUAUUAUUCAAUUUACCUUUUGGUGAUAAGUAUUUGAGAAAUGAGUUUGAUUAAAUUGUUUUUUACUUAAGUUACUGUUUUUUUUUUUACUGUUAGAAUAUUUAAUUCCUCAUAUAAGUUAUUAUCAUGAAAGUCACAGGUUUUGUUUAAUAUUAUUCGUAGUAUAUUAUUUUGUGUAAUUUGUAAUAUGUUAAGAUUAUUUUUAUUUGCUGCAUGCACCCCAUGCAAUUAUGCCAUAGAUUAGAGUUGAUUCUAUUAGUGCCUUGUAUACUAUUUUACUUUGAUUUUUGUUUUAAAUAGAUCUAAUUUGUUUAAAAGCAUAUAAGAGUUUUCUUUUUAUUGUAGUCCGUGAGUUUAAAUGUUUUAUCCAUUUUUCAUUAGACAUUUCUAUAAUUUAAUAUUUAAUAUUGAAAUUUAUUUUUAAUAUUUAGCAGAAGCAUGAGUUAAGGGUAGUACAAUAGUAUUAAAUGUAAUAAAAUGUGUUCAAUAUUUGGAAUCUAUGUUGAUUAGUUAAUGUGGUAAAAUAAUUUUUUUUUUACAUUUCAAAAUAAGCUAUUUUUUAAAAGCCUCAAUAGUAUAUAUUUAAUAUCAGUCUGGAUUUUGUGAAAAACUUCUUCCCAAGUGUCACCUGCCAUCUGUAUAGCAAACAAGUUCUCCAUUUAGUGUUAAUGAUGUGAUGUGAUUUAUAUGUACAUUAAAUAGAAGAGGAGAUUGUGCAUUAUUUUUAGGGAGUUAUAACAAAUUUAAUAAUAACACCAUAAUAUUUUCUUUUCAAGUUUGGUGUAAUUUAAUGUUACUGUACUAUUAUUAUUAGUUAUUAUGUAUUAAAGGACAUUAAUAGUUUGUUAAUAUUAUUAUUAUUUUACUGAUUUUUUUCUCUUAAAUAAAUUUAAUUAUAUCAAAUGUAUUGUUUAUAAAAUAUUGUAAUUGGGUUCAGUCCAUUUUAAUAUAUAAAUAGAUAAUUAAUUUAAAUAUUUUGUAUAUAUUAAUUAUUUACAUGUUACACAAAAUUGACCCAUUCAAAUUUAUUAUAUUAUUAAAUUACGAUACAUCAAUAUUUAAUUAUAACAUACAAUAUUAUUUUACUCAAUUAUGGCAUAGACUAAUACAAUAAAUAGGUAUACAAUAUUUUUAUUUGUUAAAGUGGUCACAUUGAAAGUACAAUGUUAUCGGUGCAUUUUCUUAAAUUCAUGGCCACCCUUUGAUGAUUUAUUAUUAAUGUGAUAUGUGUUCUAAAUAGUAUAAACAAUGUUUGAUAUUAUUUUUAAUUUGACUUAAAACUAUAUAUAAAAUGAAAAGUAUUAUAAGUAUGUUGAUAAAAAA